AUGGUGGUGGCGGUGGCGGCCUUGUUGCUAGUUGUGGAGGGCGUCGAAGAGACGGCGCGCGCUCGAUUCUUUUCUGGCUCCGACGGCAGUCUACACAUUGAAACACUGACGCAGGAGCCCGUGUAUAUCAACGGUGUCGACGUGCUGGCCCAGCUCGCGGCCCAACAGGCUCAAAUCCAGUCUUUGCUCCAGCGCAUGGAAUGUGUUCCCUCUUGCUCGGCCUCUACAACGGGCCACCAUGGUUCCACAACGGGCCACCAUGGUUCCACAACGGGCCACCAUGGUUCCACAACGGGCCACCAUGACGUAUCAACGACCAGCCCCAUGUCGACAACCAGGCCUCCGAUGACGACCACGCGACCGGCAACCACACGAUUGACAACUACCACCAUGCCCGAUUUCUUGGGCUGCGAUCUCUCGCAACUGUCCCCGGUGGUGAGGCACUUGACAAAGAGCGUCCGCUGGAUAUCCUGUCCCUCGCUGACAGCGCAAGAUCUCUCAAUUCUCGCGAACCUCAGUUCAAUCAAUGGGGAUUUGAUUAUCAAGGAUACGCAACUCACCAACUUUGAUUAUCUAUCGAAAAUGUCCUUUGUCGGUGGCGUCAUUGAAAUCACGGACAAUUCCGAGCUCACAAGUUUGAAUGGGUUAUCGAAUCUGUUCAAUACAGCCGGCGACGACAUACUGAUUUCGUCCAAUCCAAAAUUGUCUGUGAUCAACCAAUUAGACCACCUGUCCUACGUGGGCACCUUGAACAUUUCCAAUAAUAAUGCCUUGACCAGCAUCUCUGGCCUGGAUCGACUUCACACCGUCCACAACACCCUGAGCAUGAAUAUGAACCCGAUGUUGACGACCAUCGCUGGGUUCAUGGCGCUCACCGUGAUCGGCGCAAGUUUGGCCAUCAACAACAAUGCGAACUUGCUACAGAUCGAUGGCUUUAACACCCUCACCCGCAUUGGGGAGCAACUCAACAUCAAGGAUAACUUUGAUCUGGCCGAAAUUCAAGGCUUUGAGAACCUCACCUCUGUGGAUGCGUAUGUCCAGGUUUGCGGCAACAAUGACUUGAAUGCAUCCUACAUUGCCAAGUUUGAGGACCUGGGAAAUCAAAGUGCGCCAGACCACACCAUGGGUUGCCAAGCCAGCAAAGCCGUUGAGACGUCCGAGGGCAACAAGCCAGAGGCCCAGCCCGAGGCGUCGGCCGCCCCUGUUGAGGACAAGCCCGCUACCGCUGAAGCCGAGCCCGCACAGACCGAGGCCGAGCCCGCGCAGACCGAGGCCGAACCUGCUGCUGCCGCUGCCCCAGCCGAAGAGCCCUCCCCCGAGGAGGCUCUCAAGCUCGAGCUCCUCACUACAGAGGGCCUGCAGCCCGUGUAUGAGAUCAUCACAUCCAAGGACAAGAUCAUGGACGUGUGGAACGCAGCCGAUUUCAAUGGCAAUGGUGGCUGCAGCUUGGCUGAACUGGACCGCUUGGUUGAAGCCAAGGGCUGGGAAGUGAGCAAGCCCUCUCUCAUGCGUGCCUACAAGCACACCACCCUCAAGGACGGCGACGGCGAUCCCUGGGUUGAGAAGAAGGAGUUUGCCGCGUUCCUGCGCAACCUGUUCUUCUAUGAGCGUCUCUGGUCCAUUUUUGAUGAGCUCGAUGACAACGAUGAUCGCCGCAUUGACCUCAACGAAUUUAAGGCUGGCAUGGCCAAGCUGGGCAGCAACAUGUCGGAUGCCCAAGCCGAGGCGGAGUUUGGCAAGAUUGAUCAGAAUGGCGGUGGCAAGAUCCUUUUCAAGGAGUUUUGCGAUUACAUCAUUGCCCUCAGCGGCGCCCCUGCACUCGUCAUUGAGUAGAACACGCCACUCUGCACAGCGCUCCCAGACCCUUACCAUGCACUUGCGCAGGGUAGUGGGCCAUCGACUUCUUGGCACUCGGCUCUAUAAUCUGCAUGUGCUUUUUAUGGCGUUGACCUCAAUGCCUCAAUGCGGCCAUAUGUAUUCAGCCAGCGGUCUCUCAUUCUGUUUUCGUUGUUCAUUUUUUUCAGCUCCCACAAAGUGGAGGCUUUGUGAUCACCUCCGUGUAAAUGAAUGCGUUCAAUUGAUUUUGUUCGAGU
This is a messenger RNA of Monosiga brevicollis MX1, 2093 nucleotides long. RefSeq lists its product as uncharacterized. Bases 1 to 1833 code for a protein of 610 amino acids. Lineage: Eukaryota; Choanoflagellata; Craspedida; Salpingoecidae. Gene Ontology annotation, cellular component: cell wall; plasma membrane. The transcript has 12 exons. Gene Ontology annotation, molecular function: calcium ion binding. The record is from RefSeq and is a predicted model, not a curated record.